This is a messenger RNA of Anolis sagrei ordinatus, 2149 nucleotides long. RefSeq names its product transmembrane protease serine 11E-like. Gene Ontology annotation, cellular component: plasma membrane; extracellular region. Gene Ontology annotation, molecular function: serine-type endopeptidase activity. The record is from RefSeq and is a predicted model, not a curated record. Gene Ontology annotation, biological process: proteolysis. Lineage: Eukaryota; Metazoa; Chordata; Lepidosauria; Squamata; Anolidae.
UUGCCCUCCUAAUCCAGCCCAUAAAGAAUCAAAUUCACAACACAAUGCCACAUACUCUAUUGUGAAUGGAGCCCCGUGGAAGAAAGGGCUCCUUAGCUACAGGAGCUUGCGCCCACUGGUCUAGCACCUCCCUGAACAGAUCUCAUUGAGUUGUAGUUGGAGGCUGUCUUGUCUUAGACGGAGAGGAGGAGCAAGACGGAUACUAUUGGGUCACAACCUCUAAAUUAGAUCUCAUUGAGAACCUUAAGGUGAUGCCAGGUCUUCAAAGAAUUUCAGAUUGAAGCUGUGAAUGCUGCAGUGGUCAAUGCUAUCCGAAUGGCUAGGCCAGCAAGAAGGAAGAAUUCCCUGGAGCCAUGGAUGAUUGCCUUGAUUGUCCUAGCAGUGUUGGUGGUCUUAGCCAUUAUCAUCGGAUUAGUUGUAUAUUUUUUGGUGUAUGACCAAAGACUGUUCUUUUACAAUGCUUCCUUUAGAAUCAAUAAUGUAUCAUACAAUCGUGGCUUCGAAAAACAGACCUCAGAAGAAUUUAGAGAUCUGAGUGCAACUAUUGAGAAUUUGAUUAAUCAGGCAUUUCAAGCUACUCAUUUAAGUAAAAGAUUCAUCAGAUCACAUGUCAUUAGGCUAAGGCCAGACAAUGGUGUCGUCUUUGCAGAAGUGGUGUUGGUGCUUAGGUUCAUCUCCUCAGAUAAUAAACAAGCACGUUUGACAACGGUCAACACUGUUUUGUUAAGGAGGUUGAGAUCAUCAACAUGGCCCUUGGAUAUUGAUAUUUCUUCUUACAGUCUCACAGAAAUUAAUUCACAAGAAGGUGAACAUCUUCUCAGCAAGUGUUGUGGAACACGAAUGGACAAAACUGAGAGGGUCAUUGGAGGAAGCAUUGCAGGUGAAGGGGAAUGGCCGUGGCAAGCAAGUCUUCAGCUGAAUGGUAUCCAUCGCUGUGGGGCAACAAUAAUCAGCGAAAAUUGGCUUGUAUCUGCAGCUCACUGCUUUAGAGGAGUCUCAGAUACCAAGAGUUGGACAAGUACUUUUGGAGCACGUAUAGGAACUCCAGCAAUGAUAAGGGCUCUUCAACAGAUAAUUAUUCAUGAACAUUAUGCCAACAGUGUAAUAAGUCAUGAAUAUGAUAUUGCUGUUGUAAAGGUCUCACCCCCUUUACAGUUUACAUCGGCCGUUCAUCAUGUUUGUCUUCCAGAAGCUACGCAGAAUUUUCCAGAAAACACAACUUGCUAUGUCACAGGAUAUGGUGCACUGGUAGAUGAUGGUCCCAGUGUUGGUGAACUUCGUCAAACAGAAGUGAAAAUUAUAAGUAAUGACAGAUGCAAUAGAAGGGAAGUAUACAAUAGAGCAAUUUCACCUGGCAUGCUGUGUGCUGGAUACCUGGAAGGAGGGAGUGAUGCUUGCCAGGGUGAUUCUGGUGGCCCACUAGUUACAUCUGAUUCCAGAGGAAUAUGGUACCUUGUUGGCAUAGUGAGCUGGGGUGCUGAAUGUGCAAGGCCAAACAAGCCUGGAGUUUAUACACGUGUGACUUACUAUCGCGACUGGAUUUUUGAAAGGACUGGAGUCUGAAGUUACCAGAACGAUGAAUCUCACAGGAAGUAUAUGCCUGGGAUCCAAGAUAUUUGGACUAUUCAUAGAUAUGUUUUCCUUCACAUCAUUAUGUUGCUUUGAUCAGUUCUGGUUCUAAAGAAGACACUGGUACUGGGAGUGUUCCUUACCAAAUCAAGUAAUUUUCUACUACUCUCAUUGUUUUAUAUUUCUGUUAUGGACUAUGAGAGAAAUAGGUAAAGAACUACAGUUGCAGUCAGCAAAAAACCUUUUGAUUUCUUUUAGUUUCUCGUUCUUAAAAUCACUGUAUUGUUGAGGUCGUGUUCAAAAGAUAUGGACCUCUGGCUAUCAUUGCUCCUUUGAUAAUGUGGUUGAAGGUAUUUUGAAGUGCACUGUACAUUCCCUUUCAGGGACAAAAAAUACUCCGAUUUAUUACCUCUCUCUUUGAAGAUUAAAUCUUGAAAUUAUACACAUGCUCCCCAAUACUUCUGGAGUAGGGUGAACAAAGAGCCAUUGAUGAUCUUGGUGUGGUGUGUCUGGGUGUUUCAAUGGGGCAGAGUGCUACUGCUGACCUGGCUAUGCAGUUAUGUGAUUAGUAGUGCUCCAA